AUGUCCAUCAGUCGGAAAAACUGGUCCGCUUUGUCCAGCCUGGCGCGCCAGUGGACGAUGGAGGAUGAGGAGGAGGUGGAGAGGGAGAGGAGGAGGAGGGUGAGGAGCAGCAGUACAGCCGACCCAGACGAUGACUCCUACUCUGCAGCCAGAAAAUCAUCCAGCGAUGAUGCAGCCUCUGGGACUGAGUCCUCCAGUGAAAUGUCCCAGGGCCUCAGCAGUGUUGAGCAGAUGCAGCUGGACUUUGUGGAGAUGCUGCGAGUGCGUGACGAAAAGAGGAGAAUGAGACACGUGGAGACGUUGAGACGACAGAAAGAAGAAGAGGAGGAUGGUGCGAAGGCAGGGAGCGGAGAAGAAGGAGACGCCAGAGUGGUGCUGCUGGGGGAGUUGGAUGAGAAGAAGGGGAGUGUGUUCAAACCACAGCCACCCUUGAAAGCAUCCUCUGGCAGUCCCAGCAACAGCAACACCAGGACGAACACCACAAACACACAGGACCAAAAUGAAGAUGACAAGACACCAUCUUUCCAGGGAACCUCUGGUCAACGAACUUCAUCAUCAUCUAAAUCCAUCAAGAAGAUGGAGCGACUAACUCAGACAGCACAGCAAGCAAGAGACGAGUCGUCCAGGAGAGACCCAGAGCCUGAUCCCAAACCAGACCUGAGACAUGUGGACAUCAGUAGUAAGAGGAGCCUGUUUGAGAACAGAGGGGAGGAAAACGUCUCAAAAAUCAGCCCUGGAAAAAUCUACAAGUGAUGAGGAGGCAAAGACUCGGAAUAUUAUUGGAUGCCAUGACUGACCUUUCUUUUCUUCAAGAAUUCUUCUUUACUGCACAAA
Molecule: messenger RNA, 834 nt
Organism: Nematolebias whitei (Rio pearlfish)
Lineage: Eukaryota; Metazoa; Chordata; Actinopteri; Cyprinodontiformes; Rivulidae
Gene: lad1
Product: ladinin
Exons: 8
Coding region: 1-753 (250 amino acids)
Molecular function (GO): structural molecule activity
Source: RefSeq, a predicted model, not a curated record